AUGAGUGACUUACCCCUCGACCUCCCCAGGCCUGAGGACGACGGGUCGUGCGACCACCUUACGGGUUUCAAUCUGCCAAGCGUUCCACUUCCCUCGGCGAAAAACGACUCUAAGGAGGUCGACCUGUCACAAGUGGAUAGAUUGACAAUUGUCUUUAUUUAUCCACGAACUGCAGAACCAGGGGAAGAAGUUCCUCCCGAGUGGAACAGUAUCCCAGGUGCCAGAGGCUGCACGCCACAGGCCUGCUCGUACCGAGACAACUUUGAGGCGCUGAAAGGCCUUGGGGUAGCUCAGGUCUUUGGCGUGUCUGCUCAGAGUUCAGAAGCCCAGAAAGAGCUUCGAGAGAGGGUCCAUUUGCCUUAUGAUCUCUUGAGCGACGCCAAUUUGAAGUUCGCGACCGCUGCAAGACUCCCUACCUUUGAUUGGAAACAGCGAAAGCUGAUCAAGCGGGUCACCCUGGCUGUUGAGGGUGGUAAGAUUAUUAGACACUGGUAUCCCGUGUUUCCCCCGGAUCAAAACGUCAUAGAAGUCCUGAAGUGGUUGAAAGAAUACGAAGGCAAGCGGUCAUCUUCGGGCUGA
This is a messenger RNA of Colletotrichum paranaense, 579 nucleotides long. RefSeq names its product peroxiredoxin DOT5. NCBI's taxonomy places the organism in Eukaryota, Fungi, Ascomycota, Sordariomycetes, Glomerellales, Glomerellaceae. Gene Ontology annotation, molecular function: thioredoxin peroxidase activity. The record is from RefSeq and is a predicted model, not a curated record. Bases 1 to 579 code for a protein of 192 amino acids. Gene Ontology annotation, biological process: cell redox homeostasis; cellular response to oxidative stress. Gene Ontology annotation, cellular component: cytoplasm. The transcript is spliced from 2 exons.